CGAGUUUUCCUCAUUCCGACCCAUGGGAUCCAAUUAAUCGCUUUGACUGAAUUUGGACUAAUUUUAUUGCCAUUAAAAUUCUCCUUUCUGUUCGCAACGAAGCGGUUAUUCCUGCCAGUAGCAUCGAUUCAGUGUGCUGCUGGUGACGCCCCUUCCGACCACGAAUGAUCUUGCUGCAAUAGCAUUUCCUCGAACCAGUCACAGUCAAACCAUUAGGGAGAUUGUACGGCCUACACCAUGAGCAAAGAUUCCAUGGACAGUAACGACUCUUCAACCUCUGAACCAGCUGCAUCAUCGGUGUGCCAUGUCUGUCGAGGUCUUGGAGACUUGAGCAAUCCGCGAGGGUUUGCCGAGAAACUCACAGCAGCCGAACAGAGGUACUGGCCGCCGUUUUAUGCAGACUGUGAAUAUAUCUACAUCUACGUGCACCAUUCCAACGUCGUGGUCCUUCGAGCAUCUGCGGAAGCUGGUUGCGAUGGCUGUACAGUCUUGUACAACAGUCUGAAGACGGGGAGGCACGGUGACAUUGAUCUUGACACAACAGCCGCCUCAUAUCCACCCGUCCGAGGGCCUAAGCAACCAGAAUCGGUGGCAAAUACUGAUGAGCUGAUGGACGAUGAUAACCAGGCAGCUACUAAGUUUGCAGAUAUAAUAAGGCAAGAUCGAGCGUUCGACGGUAUGCGUCUGGAGCAUUACGUUAAUGGAAGAGUUGUAUUGUCGUUUCCUUGCGAUCACGAGUCUGGGCCCAGAGCUUGCUCAACCGAUCGUUCCCGCCUCACAGUCCGGGCUCUCACAACUCCCCCACUGAUUGGAUAUUCCGUGUUCUUUAUCAACAGCCCCUAUGAUCCACUUGACCCCGAAACCCAACACCGCCCUUGUCGAGAUCUCCUCUCCGACCCUCACAUUGGACUCAUCAAUCGAUGGAUAGAUACAUGCAGAACGGGACACAGUUCUUGCAACAAAGGUGGAUACAAACAACCGCUUCCCAGCAGAGUACUGGAGUUAUCAGAGCCCGGCAACGAUGAGAGCGUAUGUAGGGUACGCCUUGUCGAAACUCACGGUAAAAUGCAAGAGGCAUAUGCCUGUCUCUCUUAUUGCUGGGGUGACACAGGAGAUCACAAUCCGAAAGGAAAAACUACCAUUCUCAACUAUUCGAAACGGCUCCAGGCUAUUACUUUGAGCAGCCUCCCGAAGACAAUCAUUGACACUAUCCACCUCUGCUUUAAGCUUGGAUUUCGAUUCCUCUGGGUUGACAGACUAUGCAUUAUCCAAGACAAUGAAGAAGACUGGGAAAAUGAGGCAUCCAGAAUGUGUGAUAUCUACAGCCGGUCUGCAUUGACGAUCUCGGUACCUCUGUGUACUGAAUCCUCACAGAGCUUUCUGAAGAGACGGCUAAAUCCAUAUCGAUUGGACGAGAAAAACCGAUUGGUUGAAAUCGACUACAUCGAUGAAUCAUUAAAAAAGAAAGCUCUUUUGUGCUUGACUAGCGGUUAUCUGUCCCGCAAUAGGGCAUCGUGGUUUUUGGAAACCAGCUGGCGUGACUUUCCGGCGCUGGUCCAGCAUCAGGGAAACCGCUGGAUAAGACGAGGCUGGACCUUUCAAGAAUGGAUGCUGUCGCCGAGGGUGCUUCAUAUCGACACGAUGACGCUAUGGGACUGUUUCGAUGGUUAUGCCAAUGAACUAAACCGCAGGUAUACAGGGAAGCCACAUCUCUUGCGGGACCCGGAGCAGUUUGGGGAAGGAAUCUCGUGGGCUUUCAUCGUGAAGGAAUUCGUCGCACGAGACAUCACAUAUGAAAAGGACAGGUUGCCUGCUCUUGCUGGACUUGCUGCCCGUUACUCUCAGAUUACAGGUAACAGGUACCUUGCCGGCCUGUGGUUUGAGGAGAUGCCACGCUCGUUACUUUGGCGCAAAUUGUACGGCGACGAGCCAGAAAUGCCAGAUGACGACGAAACGGUAGAUUCAGAACGCGCUGUACCUUCCUGGAGCUGGGCUUCUAUUGACAUACGCGUCCAUUACGACACAGAAUUAUUGAGAAGAGCCAAGCUUGCAGACUCAUUCAUCCCUGAAGCGUCGGUGUAUCGCUGUUCCGACCAUACCAACUCUGUUUCGGCGAGAGAAGAGACAUGGAUAGACAUCGAGGGCUACAUCAGCGUUGUGACAGACCAGGACAUGCCCGGCCACUUUUGGGGGGCUUCAAAGAGCCGGCUCAAGGGGGGAAAUGAUUGGUGGGACUCAAUACCAGAUCGCGUGCUCAGUUAUCCGAGAGAGGAUAUUGCCCAGUCCCGUAUCCACUUACUUGUCCUCGGGUCGAGCAGUCUCCAUGGGCGUGAAUAUGGCAGAAGCAGUGAUUUUGGAAGCAGUAUUUUUGGGAGCAGUGACGGAAGCAGUGACGGUGGAUCCAGUGACGGUGGAAGCAGUGAUGAUCGAAGAAGUUAUGAUCGAAGCAGUCACGGUGGCGACGCGAAUAGGGACGAGGUGAACAUAAACCAUGCAGACAUUGACGGGACACGCAGUGGAGAGUCAUGCAGCACGGAAUCCCGCAGCGAAGAGUAUGAGUUAGAGGACACGGGGAGGAUCUAUGGCGCUCUCGUUUUGACAAGGUGUGGGUUGAUUGAUGACCGCCAGUGCUUUCGGAGAUUAGGGGUCGCGUACUUGCACUGGAUUGAGCGGCUGAAGAUCCAUGAUGGACCCUCGUGGGAGCUUCAGGAUGUUCGUUUGAUCUGAGUUACACGGCCUAGAGGGGCAUUAGCAGUUGAGAGGUGUUUCACAGUCCAAAUGUUUGACGUUUGUCAAUUGAA
Molecule: messenger RNA, 2801 nt
Organism: Diaporthe batatas
Lineage: Eukaryota; Fungi; Ascomycota; Sordariomycetes; Diaporthales; Diaporthaceae
Exons: 2
Coding region: 238-2727 (829 amino acids)
Source: RefSeq, a predicted model, not a curated record